UUUUCUCAUUACCAUAUUGCACGUAAUUGAAGUAAAGUGUAAUCAUAAGAAGCGAUGGCUGCCAACGGGGUAGAGAAUUUAUUUGAAAAUUUAGAACUGCAACUUUCAGAAGUUGAGAUGCUUCGAUCUAUGUAUCCUGAAGAGGAAGAACUUAAAACAGAUGACCAAGUUCUCAUAGAUAUUCAAGAAUUUUGUUCUGGUAUAACAGAUAAGACACCAAAUGGUCUGAACUUUUCAGUGACCGUAACUGUAAACUGUCAUUCAGAAAUGUAUUUGAUCGAAUUAUCGUGCUAUUUUCCUCAAGAAUACCCAAAUGAAAAACCAGAGAUCUUCGCCAGAUCUCAGAUACUUAACAGAGACAUACAGAAAGAGUUGAAUGAUGACUUGAAUGUGCAUAUUUCAACACUUGCUCGUGGAGAACUUUGCACUUUACCAGCUAUUCAAUGGGUCAAAGACAAUGGAGAACUAUAUAUUGCAAAAAACCAAAACUUGAAAGCGGUUACACUUACGGAAAAAAGUAGAGACGCAAAUAAGUGUAAGAGUAAAAAGGAUACAUCGUUCUUGAGAAUGUGGUUGUACAUGCAUCACAUUUACAGUAAAACAAAGCGAAAGGAUAUCCUUCAAUGGGCUUCAGACUACAACCUCACUGGCUUUUGUCUGCCCGGAAAACCUGGAGUUGUUUGUUUGGAAGGAGACGAGUACAACGUUGAAGAAUACUUUAGUCGCUUGCGUCGACUUAACUGGAAGAAAAUAACAUGUAGACGUAGGGAGAAGGGAGCAGCCGACAAGAGCAUUGAUGAACAAAGAAGAUUUACAGGGUUUGAUGAACUUUUUUUCGAAAUUCAUGGCACUAGAGAAAAUCACAUGGACAUGGGACAGUUUCGACAUUACUUAGAUCAGCAUGAUCUAGGUUAUAUAUUUCAGAUUCUGUUUGGUAUUGAGGGUAAAACUACCUUUGAUGGUUUAUAGUGGUCAGUGUUGUGAAGAAUUAAGGAAGAUUUGAUGCAUCAAAAAGACUAAGGAAAUAUUUUAAAAAUCAAUAAUGGCUAUGAAUAAACCACUUAAAUCUUGGUCCAGUCAUCCCAGACCUCUAUAUGCUAUACAUCCUAUAAUUUGUGUAGGUUCCUAUAAAGAGCCCUUAUUUCAUGAAAUCCUCCCAUAUUUCCUGUAAAAUAAAUAAACCACGUAUAUCUUGGUCCAGUCAUCCCAGACCUCUAUAUGCUAUACAUCCUAUAAUUUUUAUAGGUUCCUAUAAAGAGCCUUUAUUUCAUGAAAUCCUCCCAUAUUUCCUAUAAAAUUUAUUGAGAUAGGAGCGAUGACUGUCAAAUUAUGCAUUUAUAUUUUUGAUGCUCUUAUUGGCAUUUUUACAAACAGUGGCUACUCUUUCCUAUGAAUAUUCACUUACUAUUUCUUAUUAUUUGGCAAAGCCCGAAUAAAAAUGAAUUGUAAAAUUGAUGCUAACAAUAUAAUAACAGGCCUCCUGUGGUACUAAAUACUAACAAACUGCUGCUUAGGUUUCAUAUUUCAACCAAAUUUUGUUAAACUUCGGAUAAGUUUUAGUACAAUGUAGGCCUUAUGACUUGAGUCUCAGGUUAAACCAAGGUGUAGCACAGGCCUAAAAUUUUAAUUACGACUUUCAGCUAAAAUAUAAAUUUCUUUUGGUUAAGAUUAAAGAAGUUCUAAAAUAUUA
Stylophora pistillata is the source of this 1690-nucleotide messenger RNA. RefSeq names its product RWD domain-containing protein 2B. Lineage: Eukaryota; Metazoa; Cnidaria; Anthozoa; Scleractinia; Pocilloporidae. Gene Ontology annotation, molecular function: protein binding. The record is from RefSeq and is a predicted model, not a curated record.